GCGCAUCUUACAUUAUCUGUACUGAAGGCAUAAUAGUAAUCACCCUUACUGAACAAAUUAUUUGACAACAGGUCUACUUCUACUAGAAACCUGAACAUUGCUGAAGCGCGUGUUUUUUUGUAUUUUAUUAUAAAAUAGAGAAAGUUUUUCCCUUAAAACUAUCAUCAAAGUGAGGAUGAGCGAUAUUGAACAAGGAGAUAAUCGAGAGGCUAGUCGAUGGAAAAGAGAUAAAAUAAGAAGACGAUCACAGAGCCCUCCGUAUGACAAUGGUACUGGGUCCUUCAGAGAGAGGUCGCCCAUAAACGGAAGAGAUCCGUAUAGAGACGAGCAUUACGAUAAAAGACCUCGUGUUUCAGGGCAUUAUUCAUCCUCGAGAAGUAUUGGCGAUCCUUAUAGUCAAGAAGCUGUUAUAUCCUACGAACGGUUUAUACGUUGGUACAGUCAAGAGAAUUCGAUCUCUUCUACAACUGAGGAUUUGUACAAGUCUUUACAUGCUACUUACAAUAGUUACAAACAGGAUUUGUAUGCGAGAAAUGCUAAAAAUUUCGUUUUGGAUCACUGUAAUGAAGCAUGGUUUGAAGACGCUUAUUGGUUUGACGAAUCUCAAGGUCGAUUGCGUGAAAUUUCGGAAAAGGAAAAAUUAUACAGACUUUCUAUGCAUAACAUAUUUUUAGAAAAGUUUGAAAAUGGAUAUUAUGAUACUUUCAAACUGCCAAAUGACCAAGACAUACCUGUUGAGGUGAAAAACAUGAGUAACGAAAUUAAUCCAGACAUGGAAUCAAUUAUAAAUGCCGUUCCGUACUUCAAAUACAUACUAGACUCUAAGGAAUUAGCAAAGGAUAGGACAUUGCUAAUCCGACACGUGUUGCCAAACAUUUCGAUGACUAAUAUGCAUCAAGUGUUCGACGGGAUCGACAUUAUUGACUAUUUCUCUGUUUCACGAAUGAAAUUUACAAAGGAUUACGAACGAUCAGUCUGGGUUCAUUUGAAGCCUGACGUCGCAAUUGAAGGGGCCAAAGAAAUCCUGAAUGGUGUUCAAUUAGCCUCGAAUUACACUAUUGAAACCGAAAAUCCAAAAUUCCCAAGAAACUGUGUUCCAGCUUCUCUUCCUUCCAUCGUUUCUUCUAACGAUACUAGUAAAAAAAUUUUGAAUAUCCUGUUUAAAAUAAUGAAUCGAUUUGUUGUCAUGUACAAUUUACCGCAAGACAUAUCUGAAAAACUACAAGACAAAGUCUUCUCUGUUCCCGUGGAAACUGAAGAUGAAGUAGAAAAAGAACGUCUUCACGAUGUUCAACUAUGUGAUUUACUUGUCGAGUAUCUUCGUCAUGUGGCUACAUUCGAUUUUUGGACAUGCAGAAAUUACUCAAGUUUGAUCGCAUUAUUGCAAGAUAAUCCUGCUGGAUAUUCAAGGAAGUCUUAUGAUGGUAAUAACGAAGUCUCCCAGGAAGAAACAGUCUGGCUUUCGAAUUUGGAGAAUGAUUACGCAUGUCUGCUUGAUCCGGAAUCUGUCGACUUAAAAUCUAAAGGUGCACUACCAGUCGAUAACUACGUUGAUUCGGAGAUUGAUUCGGUAAUCCUGAGAGAGGACGAACAGAAGUAUCGUUGCCAUGUAGGAACCUGUACUAAACUAUUUUUGGGCCCCAAAUUUGUUAUUAAGCACAUCACCAAAAAGCAUCCAGAUUGGUUAGAUCACGUGAAGAAGGUAGCUAUCUGUUUGCGGAAUUAUGUCUUGGAUCCAGGAAGGGUUAUGGACCCCAAGGUAGUAAGUCCCUCUCACGCUGCUCAGUACCUUGCAAACAAAAAUCAUUCUAUGUCGUAUGCUGGUAAUUCUUAUGACCGGAAAAGAAAUGGACUUGAGUUUGAGGAUUUACAACAUAACUCGUUUCAAAAGCCUUACUAUCGCCAAGAUACAUAUUCGGAACGUCGUGACCAUCAUAAAGACUACCGAGAUUUGGAUGCUCCUACACAAAAGAUUCCUGAAUUGGACUACUGAGUAAAUUUAAUUGAGGAAGGGGAAGGACACCUAUGAAAUGCCUCAGUAAGUCUAUGUACAUUGACAUGCUAGGGUAAAAUAAAAGCAGUAAUGCAAUUUUGUUUAUAGGCAUUUCUAAUAGUAUAAUAAUGUGAAGAAAAAAGAACUACAUAUUCUAGCUUCA
This is a messenger RNA of Schizosaccharomyces octosporus yFS286, 2156 nucleotides long. Its product is annotated as zf-C2H2 type zinc finger protein. Gene Ontology annotation, cellular component: nuclear body. Lineage: Eukaryota; Fungi; Ascomycota; Schizosaccharomycetes; Schizosaccharomycetales; Schizosaccharomycetaceae. The record is from RefSeq and is a predicted model, not a curated record. Bases 176 to 1993 code for a protein of 605 amino acids. Gene Ontology annotation, biological process: mRNA processing; primary miRNA processing. The transcript is spliced from 4 exons.